AUGACGCUGAGACCACUUCGCCCAUCGCAGAGCACCCGCCGUGUUGAGGAUAUAGAUAUAGAAGACGAUCAUACAGGUCAAGACCCUAGCGUGGAGAGAAGGUCAGGUCCAAUCUCCACGCCGACGGCUUUACCAAGAACAAAGCCUGCCACAUGCUCUCAGUGUAGGGUACGUAAGGUUCGUUGUGAUGGACGGGAGGGUCUCUGCCAGAAUUGCGAUCGCCUCGGCUUUGCAUGUUCGUUCCAGCAGUCGCCGAGUCGGCCGCCAGGCCGUUAUCUAAAAUUACCCGAGCGUCGGAGACGGUUGCAGGCGUGUAUCCCCUGCCAUUUGAAGAAAACACGAUGUCUCGGUGAGAUUCCCAGCUGCCUCAAUUGCACUCGCAAGGGCAGAGAGUGCGUAUACCCGACUGCUCGAAAACAUGCUUCCGCCUCUACUCCGGACCGUGGCCCUGAGUUUCCCCUACGAGAAAAAGAGAUCUUAGAGACACCGACAGUCGUCCGCGAGGAUUCUUCAACCCGUAGAUUGGGCGUAAGCGGGGAUGGCGAGACGAGAGCGGAACCUUCCUUGCCCGACGCGGCAAUGGUUACGAAAUAUCUAGAAGACUACUUCACAUACUUGUAUCCUCUACCCUCAUUCGCGUUCCUUCAUAAACCCACCGUUACCAGACGAUGUCGCGACGGCACCGUUAACGAGGCACUCAAGUUGGCUAUCUGCGCCGUCACGUCGUUGCACCUCGAGCCCACAGCACGUUGCCAUACCAUCUGGGCUAAGAAGGCAGAACAACUCAUCCUUCAGCACAUCGGACGUCCAUCUAUCUUCCAUCUACAAGCACUACUACUAGUCGUCCGCUGUCGAAUAGAAGGCGGCGAGUUCCCCACUGCCUUUAUGCUAGCAGCCCUCGCGGCGCGAACAGCCGUUGCAUUACGGCUUAACUACGAGCGUGCUGAACUAGCCUUUGUAGCCCAGGAGGCCCGACGACGACUCUUCUGGGCGCUAUACAUCCUCGAUGAUUACUUCUGCGUCGGACUGCGCGAGUUCGAGCUUCUGCCCGAAGAGACCAUAUAUCUCCAGCUAUCUUGCCGCGAGGAGAUAUUCGAGGCUGGCCAGCAGUGUCCGACGGGAAUGCUUCGACCGAGCGUAUCCGACAACGUCGUGGCUAUGGGAUUGCGUGGAGCGUAUUUGCGACUCAUUUCGACUCGCCGGGCUAUUAUGAGAUUUAACAGACGAGUCGGCCUCGGCGAGGAGUCUUUGUCGACGAUCAGCGAUCGUAUCCAGCAAUUCGAGCAGGACCUGGCGCGUUUGCAAGCCGCAUUGAUUCCGGAACACCAGUACUCGGUUUCGAAUCUAGCCUCGUGCGCAUGGCCAGCACAAUUCGUGAUGUUGCAUAUUUCCUUCUACCAAUGCCACUGCGAUAUAUAUCGCAUGUUCUUGAAUGGCUACAGCGAGGCAGCUCCAUCCGGGCUACUUGCGAGCAUUCGUCCCCAGGAUUGCGCCACCAUGCAAGCACAAUGUCUCGAACAAGCCGAGAACAUCAUUCGGAUUCUAGGGGAUUUCAUCACGAGCUAUCCCCGCGGCAGCAGCAGCCAAUUGCUAUUCCUCGAGCGUGACGCAGCCGUCUGUGCAUUCGAGAGCGCGCGUCUCGUGAUGUUCGGAUCACGGCUUCCGUGCGCAACAUCUACGCUCGAGGCAUCCAUCCAUAAAGCACGCCAAGUCUCGCUGUAUCUCAUUACCGAGUUCUUCCAGUACUCGGCUUCAACACGAUCGCUCAGUGUGGCGCUCGAAAAUCUGAUAUCAAGCUACUCGAAACGUCUAUCCGAACAGGCGCAGCCGCAAAUACGAGCACAAGAUACACAUACCGAGCCAGAGCCAGAACCAGCGGCGCCACGGCGGCCGUCCUCCAAGAUAUCACGGCAGGCAAGCUCGCGCCAGCGCCUAUCCGUACAAAGUCUUCUCCUACAAUCCGAUUUCGCCGACGACAGCCACGAGAUCGCCGGCUCGUUUCCAGUAUCCCAUGCGCUUGGUACUACGAAUCCGAAUCCGCGGACAACGUAUCCGUUGCUGUUGCAGACGAGGACGGCCCCGAGCUUAGGAAUCACGGGAAGAGGAGAUACAGGCACGGAUGCCGGUACCUUCUCACCUCUGCCUACUUUAUCCGCAGCUGGCGUCCGGAACAUCACGACACCAGGGACCCUGACACCGCCAUCAUGCAACAACUAUAACCAGCAAUCCCAACCCCUGCCGCAUCGUCAGCAACUACCGUUAUCCCGUCCAGCUUCGUCUUCCCUAUGGGACGUGGCCAUAGACGCACACCGGGAAGACGCCGGUCUCAUAUUCAACCCAUGGAUGGGCUUUACAGGGACAGAGGAGUUCUACGGCCUGUCACAAGGACUGAGCGAAGAAUAUUAA
This is a messenger RNA of Xylaria bambusicola, 2406 nucleotides long. RefSeq lists its product as uncharacterized. Gene Ontology annotation, cellular component: nucleus. NCBI's taxonomy places the organism in Eukaryota, Fungi, Ascomycota, Sordariomycetes, Xylariales, Xylariaceae. The record is from RefSeq and is a predicted model, not a curated record. The transcript is spliced from 9 exons. The coding region runs from base 1 to 2406 and encodes 801 amino acids. Gene Ontology annotation, biological process: regulation of DNA-templated transcription; DNA-templated transcription. Gene Ontology annotation, molecular function: DNA binding; zinc ion binding; DNA-binding transcription factor activity, RNA polymerase II-specific.